Molecule: messenger RNA, 3134 nt
Organism: Ceratina calcarata
Lineage: Eukaryota; Metazoa; Arthropoda; Insecta; Hymenoptera; Apidae
Gene: Shc
Product: SHC-adaptor protein
Exons: 10
Coding region: 704-2056 (450 amino acids)
Biological process (GO): intracellular signal transduction; cell surface receptor protein tyrosine kinase signaling pathway
Cellular component (GO): plasma membrane
Molecular function (GO): receptor tyrosine kinase binding
Source: RefSeq, a predicted model, not a curated record
GUUUGGUCGUUCCAGUUCGGUCCAUUCCGUCCGUCUGUCCGGUUCGGUAGGUUUCAGGUUUCAGUAGUGGGCUUGGGUUUGGUGUGGUCCAGUGCACCUGAUCUUGUGUGUGUGUGUGUGUGUGGGGGGGUUGUGCCAGAAAAUCAGGCAAACAUGUCGAAUUUAUCGUAGUACUUUCGUUUCAUACAUCCGUCGAUAGAUUCUUGAUUGAAAUGAUCAAAAAGCCGAUUGCGUAUAAUCGUGUCGUAGACAUAUGAUACGAACAAUCGUCUACGAGGUAUGAUCUCAUUUCCUGUUAAAUCAUACAUUUCCUAAAUCGAAAUUUUCUACCCGCACGCAUCGUCGGUCGGGACAAUUACGACGCAGCGUUGAUCAUUGCGUUCAUUUGUUCGUCGCAUUGUCGUGUGGUUACCGGUCGACUGAAGUUUAAUUGUUCCGAUGGAAGGCGCGGUGUCCGGAGACAGUUACACAUUGAUGUUGACUGACAAUGAGAAUGUAGUUACGCGCGAUCCAAGAUAUUUCAUAUCGUCAUAAUAUUUUCCACACAACUGAACAAUUCAUCGAUCGAUUUCCAAUUAAAAUUCUUCUGUUUCCAGUUGUACACUUGUAUAAUUAUAUAAUUAUAAUUGUAUGCAACACGGUAUAAUUGUAGCUGGUCAUAGUAUACAUACACGUAUGUAUAUAGAGUAUAUAGAAUUUAGAAAUGGCAACUGGACGUAGUAAUUUCAUAAGUAAACCAGCGAGAGGGUGGUUACACCCUGACCAUUUAGUGAGUAAGGAGGGAAUCACUUACAAAGUUAAGUACAUAGGAUGUCUAGAAGUACACACGUCUAUGAAAAGCUUAGAUUUUGAAACAAGAUCAUGGGUCGCCAAAGAAUGUAUAAACAGAGUCUGUGAAGCAGCCGGGCUAAAGUCUGCAGAUAAAAAGAGGAGGGUGGGCAGGAAGGUGUUGAGGGCGAUACCCGAUAAACCUCGCAUGGAACACACGGGUCUCAUGAUAAAUUUGAUUAUCAGUAGCUGCAGUUUAGCACUGACCAAUGCAGAGACCGGGCACAUCAUUGCCAAGCAUGAAAUGCCGCGUAUAUCUUUCGCUUCGGGAGGCGACACGGGAAGACUGGACUUCGUGGCGUACGUUGCCAAAAAUAUGGACGAGUGCCGCGCAUGUUACGUAUUAGAAUGCGGAGGAGGAUUGGCACAAGACGUCAUAUCUACCAUUGGGCAAGCUUUCGAGUUGCGAUUCAAGGAAUUUCUUACGAAACCAAAUUCGUUACACCCUAUAUUGAACGGCGGACGAGAAGCAGACAGAGAUUAUUACAACGAUCUUCCGGGAAAAGUUCCUCCGGACAUCGUCGGACCUCCGCCGCCGGUUCCACCCUUACCGAUCACGGCGUCGACUCUACCCAAUUUGAAGCAUCACCAUCACACUGCACAGAUUCACGCGUCGCGGGUCAACAAUAUUUCGCACAAUUCGGUCCUACGCGGGGACACGUUCUCUUCGAAUUCUGACCAGAGACAUCGCGAACAAUGGGCAGAGACUGGAAACUUGAUCGAUCUGAACUCAGACGGGACGUCGACAAAUUUCAACGCGUCCCUCGAACACAAUUACGUGAACGAUAGCGUGGUAGCAGCUUCCAGAGAAAAUCAUCGCGAUCAAACGUCGCUCUUCGACGUGUUCGACAUGCAACCGUUUAGUUCCGCGAUAUCGGACAUGAACAGAUUGAGUCCGCAUUCUCAGAAACAGCAGUUGAAGCAUGAGGUGUGGUUCCAUGGUAGCGUCAGCCGUGCCGAAGCGGAAUCGAUGUUGACGAGGGACGGAGACUUCCUGGUACGCGAAUCUCAAGGCUCGCCUGGCCAAUACGUUCUCACCGGUAUGAACAACGGUACGCCGAAACAUUUAUUGUUGAUCGACCCGGAAGGCGUAGUUCGCACGAAAGACCGCGUUUUCGAUAGUGUGAGUCAUUUAGUGAAUCAUCAUUGUGACAAUCUAUUACCAAUUAUAUCGGCCGACAGCGUUUUAGUACUUCGUUAUCCGAUUCCCAGACGUACGAGUCAUUGAUUUCGACCAAGGGUCAAAUUCUCUCGUAGAUCACUGACGAUCAAUGUACCACCUAAGUACCUAAUAGGUACUCGAGACUGCUCUCUUACACGGUUUAGCAUUUGUUAACUGGCCAGAUUUUGCUUGUAUAAUCACGUGAUUCAAUUCUAUUUUUACCACGACUACCCCUACCACGGUCGUGUCUCGACCGUCUGACAGGAGAAGGGAGACGAUGGGUAAUUUAUACAAUUUUUUAUCUGAUCUUCUCGCGUCGAGAACAAAUGCCUAACAACGGCUAAUAUUUUGUGAUCAUUUGUGACUGUGACGACGACGAGAGAAGAGCCUAUUGAACGAUGUGACGUCGCGGUAUCACAGAUUCAGAUUAAUUUCAGUUCGCGCGUAUACAAGUAUAUGUAAGACUGAAAACGACGUCUCACGCAUGCCAUUGUUACACCUCGAAAUGUGCCAGCAGAACUUUAUUUUCUACUACCGAUGGCUCGCUACAAAUACCGAAUACAUCUUGACUAAUGACUACGUCUUUGAAUUUUUUAUCGGACUUUUGCUGCCCAUGUACAAAAUACAAAUAUACAAGUGUAUAGAUGGCCAUGGCCUUCGUAUACAAAAUCUUUUUGUAACCUCGGUCAUUUCAAGUUACGUAAGAUGGAACUGUUUCUACAAAUGUUUUUACAAACUUUUCAACGUCCACACGAUCCGAUAUAUUUUAAUUCAACGUUUGCGAACCGAUUUACGCUGCUGGUAUUCUCAAUUUUAACAAAACUAUACACCUAUUCACGUUAAAUCGAUGUUUUCAUCGGACUAAAUUUUAUUCACUGUAUUUGACACUUUUCGAUUUUUCCACCUUUACCAGCAUCAUAUAUCGUUUUUAUGCAAAAUUCAAACGUGAAAUUUGAACACGUGAAAUGUGCUUAUACACGUUAUACCCAUCCUAUAACGUUUUAAUAUCUCUUUUUCGUAAAGCAUACAAAUUAUUAUAUUCACUUUAAUACUCACGUUUUUGGCAAGAUAAACGUGAACGGACGUCAUUUAAAUAUAGUGCGUAAAAAUUAUUCGUAUCACGUUACGUACGUUGAAGAGAAAA